Wasmannia auropunctata (little fire ant) is the source of this 3129-nucleotide messenger RNA. RefSeq lists its product as uncharacterized. Lineage: Eukaryota; Metazoa; Arthropoda; Insecta; Hymenoptera; Formicidae. The transcript has 9 exons. Gene Ontology annotation, cellular component: membrane. The coding region runs from base 2 to 3046 and encodes 1014 amino acids. The record is from RefSeq and is a predicted model, not a curated record.
UAUGAAGGUUCCUAUUAUCUCUGGUGCUAUGAACAGAUUUAAGAGACAAAGUUCUCUGUUAGAAGACGAUUUAUAUGAUGAUAAUCUCGCUUCUAAAAGUAAUCAAACAUUUGAUGAACCUGUCGUUCAUGUUGAUAGUAAUAUAUAUUGCAGCAUAAUUGAGAGUUUACGGAAGGGUUGCCUUUUGUUUAGUAUAUUGGAUAUAUGGGAUUUUGAUAGUGCUAAAAUUGCAAAAGAUUCCACAGAAGAAAUUAUUACAAAAAUAAAUACAGUAAAAGUGAGUCCCACAUUGGGUUACACUAUAAAUUUCAGUGAGCUUCUGGGAAACGUAACUCUAGAUGAAAAAAAUAGAAUUAUUGCUGCGACAGCUAUAAGGACUGAUCUAAUAGUUCAUGUUAGUUUUUUCAAUGUGGACAUGGAUAAAAUUGGAAAUAAUGCGGGAACUACUGAUAUGGCAACAGAUGAAGUAUUGAACUGGGAAUCAGCUUAUCUGGAAAAACUGAAAAAUCUUUCGUACCAAUUGCAAACCGAGAGAAAUACAAAUGAUUCUUUGAUGCUUUAUUACGACGCUGGUAGAAGUUUUGGAGAUAUUUCCGGCGAAAACAUAUUUCGAGAUGUGGAUAAAUUAUGUGUGGGAAUUUUCAUAUGUUUUUGGUACAUUUUAAUAAUUGCAUCCAAUUACAAUUGGGUAGAAUGGCGAAUUUAUCUUACUAGUAUCGGUCUUUUGAGCGUGAGUGCUGCAUUUAUAUUUGCGACGGCAAUAUGCUCUCUAAUUGGAAUUCCAUACGGGGUUGUGCACACAACCGCCGGGAAAAUGGAGGUGGACGCGGCUGUAGAAAUGUUCGGAAAAUCUGAGAAAUUGCACGACGUGAAAUAUACUUCGUACGUCGGUGACGGCGAUUGUAAAACUUUUAAAGGCGUCACAGAAUCUACACCUUAUGGACUGGGCGGUAAAGGAAAGCUCACAGCAAAACUAGAUGAGUUAAGUGUUUAUUACGGGUUAGUCAUCCGAAAAAAUAAAGAUUCUGUGCCGAAUAUGAAGAAGGCUAUCUGGGCCACGCUGAAACACAAAUCGUCAACUGAUAAGAACCCACAACACGAGAACUGUCCGCCUGGGAAAGACAGCUGUUGCACCUGGCAACAAGCCAAAGCUGAGAAUAAACUGGCCGAUUACAAAUACAAAACGGCUCUCCCCGACAAAGUGCUGAAGGCCAUCACUCCUGUGUAUGAAGAACUGAGCAACAAAGAUUUGUUGGAGCGCUGUGUAGGAGGAUACACUCAAAACAAUAAUGAGAGUCUAAACGUGAUGAUUUGGUCGUUUGCUCCGAAGCGAACAUUCAGCAGCUCCGAAACCGUCGAAAUUGCAUCAUAUUUUGCAGCAAGCAUUUUCAAUGAAGGCUUCAAGAGUAUCCUCAACAUGAUGCAAGUCUUGAAUAUAAGAAUUGGGACAAAUGUCGUCGAUAUGUGCAACAUGACGGACAAACAGAGAGUUUCAAUUGCAAACACGCGGACGUUCGACGCUUCAAGAGAAAGAAGAAUCGAGAAAAGAACGAUAAGAUUGGCUGUUGAAGAGGCUUUUCUUGAAGAGACUUUUCUUGAAGAGAAAGGUCCAAUAUAUAUCUUACCAACAUUUCGGUCGUUUUGUAUUUAUGCUGCAGUAGGAAUAUUUGUGACACUUUUAUUACAAAUUACAUUUUUUAUUGCCUGCUUUACUUUGGAUGCUAAAAGAAUAGAACAAAAGAGAAAUGGUAUAUUACCAUGUAUCGUACAUGAAAAUUUUGCGCCCAAGUCAUCAGAUAUGAGCAGUGCAUUUUCCUGGAAAUUGAUAAACUUCUUAUAUUCACGGAUACUAUUAACUACUCCGGGAAAAAUUAUUAUAAUAUUAAUUACUCUUUUAAUGAUGUCCAUAAGUAUUAUGGGUUUACUUCAGUUACAACAAUGGUAUGAUCCAAAGUGGUUAUUAUCGAAGGAUUCGUAUUUGCACCAAUUUAUAGCUAUCCGAGACGAAGCAUUUCCCAAUCAGGGAUAUGAAGCCUUCGUUAUUAUGGGAGAUGAUAUUGAUUACUCUUCUGAAUUUUCUAAAAUAAUAUCUAUGACAGAACGCUUACAAAACGCGUCUUUCGUACAAAACCUAGAACCUUGGCCGAUUGACUUCACAAAAUUCGUCUCGAUGUAUUAUGCUACAGAUUUAAAGACAACGAAGAUUUCAGACGACAAAUUCCAUCAUUAUCUGUCGCAAUUUCUAUUUAGUCGAGGUGGUGCCAAAUAUCAAAGAAAUUUUUUUUUCAAAGAGAAGUUGAGGUGUGGUAGGAAUACCCCUCAAAUCGCAGUAGCAAUUAUUGAAUUCAAUUUUAAACGAUUUGAAAGACCUGAUGAAAGCGUUUCAGCGAUGGAUAAUAGUGAACUCUUAACGAAUGAAGCGCAAAUUCAUGGAUACGUUACAGUGUGGUGCAAAAUGUUCAUAUAUUGGCUUUGCGAUAAAUUAAUAGGUCAAGAACUAUUGCGAAACAUCAUCUUGGCAUUAAUCUGCGUUAUGGGUACCACAGCGAUUCUCAUCGCCGAAGUGCAAACUUGUUUUUGGAUCUUACUCUCUGUACUUCUUACUCUGCUGAACAUUUCCGGAUUUAUGUAUUUCUGGGGACAAACAAUAAACAUUGUGUCCUGCAUUGGUCUUCAGUUAGCCAUCGGUUUAAGUGUGGAUUAUGCCGCACACAUCGCACAUGCUUUCCUCAAUGCCGAGUCGCGAGAGGAUGACGACAAUGCUCGCAGGACUCGAGCACUGAUUGCUGUCAGGCAUAUCGGCGCAGCAGUUAUACAUGGUGCGAGUACAACUUUUAUCGGCAUUUUGAUGACGUCCUACUCGAAAUCCUUCGUAUUCAUCUCCUUUUUCCGAAUAUUCAUCAUGGUAAUUUUGUUUGGACUCUGGAAUGGAUUAAUCUUAUUGCCAGUCGUGUUGAGCAGUAUCGGGCCACAAAGUUUACGUGUAACACAACAACCACAAGAAAUGUCCGAGAAGUUCAUUGCUGCAACUGAUGAUAAAAAUUGAAACGGAAAUAUAGUCUACAGUUUGUUCAGAAAAUUUAUCUUUUUCAUUUAUUUUGUAAUUCAAUAAAUAUACUUACAAAAUUA